AUGGCGGAGGCAGUACAGGAAGACAUUGACAGGCUGGUGGAUCACUACUUGGGCAUCCCUGCGGCGUCCACGCAAUCCCCAAUGCCUCCUUCUGAGAAUUAUAUUCCUGGUGUCCAGCCGCAGCACACGGACAGCUUCACGGGACGGCUGUUUACCAGUCAAAAGGAGCGCCAGCCUGGAGAGUACGAGUACGAAGAGGAAGAGGAGGAAGGCGAUAUUGAAGCCUUAGUGGAGAGCGUCCUGCGCGGGGAGCCUCACGACGAAGCUACGGCAGCUGCAAAGGCGCAGUGGGAGAGGCGAAACGAGAGAAGAGAGGAAGAGGGAUAUCCACAAGAGGAACAGCAAUGCCCACCCAUUAGACCUUUCAAUGGAAGGCGCGAUCGUCAACCUACGCGUUUCACAUCGCUUCUGCCAAGCGGCGGCGGCGGCGGUGUUGACCGACAAGAGCAUUUGUUUCGCCGCCUGAUGCUGUGGCAGGAACGACGUGACGCCAAACGCCUGCAGGCCGUCUAUGAGGCGCUGCUGCAGGAACAGGCGGCGUGCCCGUUCGAGCCGCGAGAAUCGCUAACGCGGGGGGGAAGCAUCGACUCUAACUUAUCGUCCUGUAUCAAGAAAGUAUAUGGGGCGGACGUUUUUCUGCAGCGGAUGCGUGAGGCACGGGAGAGGCGGCUGCUGCUGCGACGCGCGGAGGAAGAAGAAGCGCGCCGCUACAGUGACACCUCCACGUGGAAGCCGCAGAUGACGGUGCCGCAGCCGUUUACGCUUGGAAGGGCGCCACGCAGCGUGGCGGCCGCUGCGAAGAGGCGGGACACUUUUAAGCGGUACGCUGCGAGUAUCCGGUCGAAACUGCAGAAUGAACCGUCACAAAUUGAGGGGCCAUCAGUCCCCAGCGGGUUGUUUUCAGUCCCCUCCAGCGGGCUUCUGCUUUCGCACGUUCCGCCGCGCGCAGGUUUGCCGUAG
Messenger RNA from Trypanosoma rangeli, 960 nucleotides. RefSeq lists its product as uncharacterized. The transcript has a single exon. The record is from RefSeq and is a predicted model, not a curated record. Bases 1 to 960 code for a protein of 319 amino acids. NCBI's taxonomy places the organism in Eukaryota, Euglenozoa, Kinetoplastea, Trypanosomatida, Trypanosomatidae.